Messenger RNA from Porites evermanni, 6355 nucleotides. NCBI's taxonomy places the organism in Eukaryota, Metazoa, Cnidaria, Anthozoa, Scleractinia, Poritidae. The record is from the annotation of a GenBank genome assembly.
CUGUUGUCUCAACAACCCAAGAGCUUUGGCGACAAACUCAGCGUCUAUUUCAGUGACACGUGGAAUGUAGUGGACGCGUUUUCCCUGCUUGCUUUUGUAGUUGCCGUCUUCCUGCGAUUUUUUGAUUCAACGUUUGAAGCUGCCCGGAUAAUUCUCUCUCUGAAUAUUAUUGUAUUUAUUGUGCGAUCGCUACAGAUUUUGUCCGUCAACAGGCAGCUCGGUCCCAAACUUGUCAUGAUCAGAAAAAUGGUAAGAAUACGUGGACAAAUCGAAUUUUGUGUCAAAUGUCUGGUUAAAGUAUGCCUUAGUAUUUAUUAGUCAUAGUGUUUUAACUUACAAAAUGCAAAACUUAACUAAGAAAAAAGAGAGACUGUUCCAGUCUACGACACAGAUGGGAAGGGGCCAUUAGGCAGCACGUUUCCAUGGUAAUGUUGAUUUUUCCUUUAAAUCUUAAGAGAAAUUCAGAGGAGGACUGGUUAAUAAACGUCGGAAAAGCCGUAAAGUAAAUUAAGGAAGGAUAUGGGCGGAUUGAGGGGUUUGAGGGAAGGGGUCCAAACUUCCACACUUCUUCGUUGUUCACACGUUUUCAUGUUUUCAUUACAUCGCAUUUUUUCAUUCUUCCGUUGGGUAGUUCGUUUUGUUCAUUCAUUCAUUUAUUCAGAGGCACGAAUGAAAACAUACCGUGUACCUUAUGGUUAAGAGGCGACGUGUUUUGGAAACCUUCCUUCAUAAACUAGCGGGUGAAUGUUGUAUGCGAUCAUGCUGUAGUAAAAAAUCUGUGUUCUGUUGGCCUCAUUUUGGGAGAGGAUUAGGAAGCCCUGGGGCCCGUUUCUCGAAAGUCCCGAUAACUUUUCGGGCCCGAAAUCAAAUUUUCAAAUCGAAAUAUAAAAAAUAAGAGCGCGGGUCCUGGCUAGCAAACUACUCCAUUCUGUUUCAUUAACUGAUGGUUUUAAUUUAUCAUGUUAGAUGUAAAACUGUUGAAACCUCUACCUUGCAUGUAAACAACAACCUUUAAUUAUCGGGACUUUCGAGAAACGGGCCCCUGGUCCCAUUUUUAAAAACUAUGGGGCUCUGGGGCCCGGUAAGCUGUCUCCGUUUACAUUAAAGAUCGAGGUUUCAAUAGUUUUGCAUCUAACAUGAUAAAACUGUCAGUUAAUGAAACUAAAUGGAGUAGUUUGCUAGCCAGGACCCGCGCUCUUAUUCUUUGUGAUAUUGACAGUCAUUCAGUAACAGGGUUUUCAUCUUAAUUUGUUUUAUUCUUUGUCACGGCAGUUGGAAGAUUUAAAACAGUUUGUAUUCAUCUUGCUCAUAUUCAUCAUUGCUUAUGGAAUAGCACUACAGGCGGUGUCGUUCCCAGGUCCCGGAAAGUUUCAAAGGGGCUUCUGGGAAGUCUUACGAGGAAUAGUAGACUUACCUUACUGGCAAAUGUAUGGCGAGCUUUUCCUCGAGGAAAUAUCAGGUAACUGUCCUUGGUGUUGCCGGUCGGGGGGUGGGGGAAGGCGAGAGGGGCACGCGGUGGGUAGUGCUAGUAUCCUAGAAUUCCUUUAUUGAAGGUUGUUUAACAACAACAACAACUGCAACAAGCAAUAUUUAUUAGUAUAGUGUGGAGAAAAAAAGAGUUUAAAUUACGUGUUGACAGUUAGCAAGAUAAGGAGCACACCCACUUUGAAAUAGCAAAUGCUAGUCGUGCUAAGUGGCUGGCCCUGCGGAGAAAAAUAUUUACAUAUGUGUUAAAUAAAGAUAUAGACACGCACACAAACAACAAGAAAAAACAAACAAACAAAAACAAAAAAAUGCUUCAACCAAUCAGAAGCCCUACCCAUAUCUGGGCGUCGCCAGAUAUAAGCCCAGAUCUGUGCGUCGCCAAAUGUCCUCAGCUUUCUGAGGCUAAAUUUUCGUGAUGUUCUGUUUGUCUUAUUUUAGGUCAGAAGCCCAUUGAGUAUGCUGAAGUCCAUCCUACUGCACAGUGGCUAUCUCCAGCUCUUCUGGCUGGAUACAUGUUGUUCACAAAUGUUCUUCUUCUUAAUCUUCUUAUUGCCAUUUUCAGGUAAUUAUUAUUUCCCUCUUAUGCACAUAAUUUAGUGAAAACUGCCAAAUUAUAAAAUGACAUUGACGCAACUCACGUGAUCAGAGGCGUGUCACAGUUUCAGUUGUUUAAUUUAACGAUUUUUUUAUUAUUAUUAACGAGGGAUCCACUGUAAUUGGUAUGCUGUAGUGGUCUCCCCGCCUAAUAGUUUUUAUGUAUUCAUGUAUAAAGAUUGUAUUCUAGUUAGGCGAAGCUAAAUAAAUAAAACAUAAAAUAGAUAAAUAAUUAAAAACACACAUAAUGCAAUUACAUUUACAUUGAUUAGACAGUGACAAAGGAAUACGACAAUGCCUGAGCUUUGAGGCCUUCUUAAACACAGAGCGUUCAGCCACGAGGAAAUGAUGGAUAUAUGGAAAUCGUAUACAAGAACUGUGGGACAAAGAAGUAAAUGUGUUUUUCAGGAAUCCUUUUCUGCAAAAGUUGCAUCAACUACUGCCAUGGUCGUCUUGGCGUCUUUCGUCCACCGUUUCGGCUCUUUCGAACGUAACCCCUUUUCCUCCACUUCUACGUGUGCCUGGUGGUUUAGUGAAAAAUGACAAAAAAGAAAAUACAGGGAGGGGAAAGUCCGAGUGGACAUGAUUACCAACUCUGAAUAUUUCUUUACUUUCUAGUUAUACUUUUGAGCGGGUUCAAGAAGACUCAGAUAAAGUGUGGAAGUUUCAGCGUUACGAACUGAUCGCUGAAUAUCACGGCAGACCUCUGUUUUUUCCACCGUUAAUCUUCAUCUCUCAUAUCCUGCUUUUUGUACGAUGGAUCUGGCAGCUGUGUCGAUGUGGCAAUCCACCUUCUGGCAGCUCGAUGAGUAAGUUGUUAUUUGUGUUUCUGGGAAACUACCCACCUACCCCUCCCUUAACUCAAUCUCACCUGGGGCAAAAUGUUGUGUUAGGGGAGGGGUAGGUUGUCAGUUUCCCAGAAACCUAAAUUUUAUCCGUAAAUUCAUCCUAAAGGCUGGUUUUCACUGACGCCGAAGUCGAAGUCGGUCAGAAGCGUAGAACUUUACGAUCUAGUGAAAACAGCGUCCUGCUAAAUAUUCACAACGCUUGAACGGUUGUUUGUCGUAAAGGAUAACGCUGAAGUUCACCGUGAAACACAUUUGAUCUUGUGUUCAGAACUCUCGCAAAAGUACGCUUUACGAAUUUAUAUAGCGCUGGACCGAAUUUCUCGUAUUGAAGGGUUAUGUUACUGAUAUGAAUCUGAUAGAAUUUUCCUCUUCUUUUCAGAAAUCGCACUUACUGAUUAUGAGCAAGAGCAGUUGAUGAACUGGGAGUUCCAAGGUGCGGAGUAUUACAUGCAUACGAAAAAAGCGGAGGAAAAUAACACUAUGGAAAAACGAGUCUGCACUUUAGGAGACAGGUAUUAACCUUAUUCAACAAACCUGAAAAUAAAAAAAAAUUAAAUAAUAUUUGUUGAUUUAAUGGCCCGUAAUUCCCCCUCCUUUUGAAAGUACAUUGGUUACACUGGCACUGACUACUGUCACUACUUUACAGGGGUUUUUGAGUUGGUUUCUGCAUCAAAGAAUAAUAAAUAAACAAAUAAACAAGUAAAUGAAUAAAUAAAUAGGUAGGUAGUGGCAGAAAUGUGUCAUUAUAUGCCUUUCAGGAAUGUCUCGCUAUUUAAUGGUAUCAAAAUUCCAGAAGAUCCAAAAUGAGAGAUUGUCAUGCCUGAAAAGUGGUUUUUCAGGGAGAACUUAGUUGAUUUUACCAGGAGCUCUUUUUUUAGCCAACGGCACCUAGAAAAAAUGAGGGGACUACCCGGCCCGGGUGAUGGUAGAAAUUCCUGAAAUUCAGUUUUAUGCACUGAACGUAACACACGCCAUUCUGACUGCGUGGGCGCGCAAAUUUCUACCAGAUCUUUACGAAAGAAGCCUGCAGAACAGGUUUUUCGCGUUGUUCAGGCAAGCGAAGGCAGGCGCGAAGCGAGCGAGGAGCGCGAGACCCCGAUCGCAUGUGUCUCGUGCUCCACGCCAGCUUCGUGCUUCGUUCGCCCGAAAAACGAGAAAUAAUAAGCCCUUGUGCAGUCUAUCGCGAGAGAAACCGUAUAGUUACCUUUGAUCAUUAGGCUAGAUGAUGCGACAGCUAAGCUUGGUCGCUUGAUGGAGUGUGUCCUGGAUACUACAAGCGCUGAAGACGCCGAGGGAUCUCCUACCACACCAGCAACUUCCCAGCAACCAACUUAUGAGUGGCGACCGCCGACACGUGACGUGGGAGGAUUAGAGAGGAGACUGGCACGAAUGGAAGAAAACGUUGCCUCCAUAUUUGAAACUGUCAAGACCAUGGUUGAUUUGCUUCAUAAUCAGAGGGUAGGGAAUAUAGACUUUGGUUGCCAGUAUAGCUACUGGGCAGCGUAGCGAAAAGGCGUUGGUUUAUGAGUGAAGUGAGAAUCGAAGCGCCAUGAAAGCUUUAUUGGAUUAUGUUGAUCAUUGAGAAAUUGAGCGCUGUGACUGCCAAAGACAUUGUUUUGGGCCCGAAGAUAUUUAGUUCGACCCCUCACUACAGAACUUCUAUUUAAGUUUUUUAUAACUUAAAAAUAAUAGUGUCAACUUCAAUAAUGUUUCCCCUUCUUUAAUACCCCUCUCAUACUUUUUAACUAAAUAUGUGAGAGCGUGUGGAUAUCUAAUCCAGACGUGGUGAGAUGAAUUCUCACCGGGGUGAGCGGGGUCAAAUGUCUUUCGUUUGGUUCCCAGCACUGACUUCACUUUUAGCUAUAAAAGUUGUAGUUCAGUAGGAAUUGCUUGAAUUUUUUUAGACUUAUGAGCACUUAAGAAAAAUACUUAUAAUGGUAACAGAAAAUAAUUUCAGGGACAGUCACUGGCGCUCCGCCUAGAUACAAUAUUUUAGUAACUUGUUUUUCUUACUUUGUGCAGGUUGAAAAUACGUCUUCGAAUCCCGUGGGUAAGUAAACACAAAUGUCGUUUGGGAUUUAGGUUGGGUUAUCCGAUGUUUCAAAAUUUCCUCGUCAGAUUCCUUGUGGCUGCACGAAUGGCGACAUCGUGUUCCUUCGCCAUUUUAGUUUCAAAGCCGUGGACUGCGAGGGUGAAAUUGAAUACAAAUCUCAAACCAAAUUUGUACGCAUCGUUGGCUUGAAUUACAUAAACGACUUUUCAAAGCAGCACUCUAUAUUUUUAGAGAAUAGGCAACUUGUUAAAAAUGUGUUAUUGCUUUUAUCCAUAUUUUCGACGUUCUCUUUUGAAAGGUAUUUCUUCUUUUGGGGGUAUUCAAUUAGUUUUCCUUUAAUUCUGAGCACUUAGACUUGUUUUUUGUUGUUGUUGUUGAUUUUGUUUCGCUCGGGAGACUCGAAACGCUUAUAACAAUACUUCUUGUUGUUUUAAAUACUUCGAGAGAUUUCUGAACCCUAGUAGUGAUGGAAGGCAACCUUCGUUGUCAUCAUCCGUUUGCUUUUCUCCCUCAGAAGCCCUUAUUUGGUAAAUUUAUGUUUUGUCUUUUUCAGAGACUGCGCCUGCAAACAUUCUUGAUUUGCGGCCAGUGGCACCAGCAUUUGUUCAUCACAAGGCGCGAGCAACACCCUACCCACAAUGCGCCGCGAAGAGAUUCCCGGUCCCGGAUGAAAACGUGCCCUGGGAAGUAAGUGAAUAUUUGUCCGAGGAGAGUUGCCGCUAUUAAUGAGCGGAGAAAGGACCACUUCUAAUGCGUCUUUCCUGUUCGUAGUAAAUACUUUUAAUCUGUUUCUUGGCAGAGUUAAACCUGCGUAGCUGUAGUAUCUCUUUUCUUUAGCCAAGCGGGAAAAGGGCGGGAGACAUGCAAUGGNGCUUGAAUUACAUAAACGACUUUUCAAAGCAGCACUCUAUAUUUUUAGAGAAUAGGCAACUUGUUAAAAAUGUGUUAUUGCUUUUAUCCAUAUUUUCGACGUUCUCUUUUGAAAGGUAUUUCUUCUUUUGGGGGUAUUCAAUUAGUUUUCCUUUAAUUCUGAGCACUUAGACUUGUUUUUUGUUGUUGUUGUUGAUUUUGUUUCGCUCGGGAGACUCGAAACGCUUAUAACAAUACUUCUUGUUGUUUUAAAUACUUCGAGAGAUUUCUGAACCCUAGUAGUGAUGGAAGGCAACCUUCGUUGUCAUCAUCCGUUUGCUUUUCUCCCUCAGAAGCCCUUAUUUGGUAAAUUUAUGUUUUGUCUUUUUCAGAGACUGCGCCUGCAAACAUUCUUGAUUUGCGGCCAGUGGCACCAGCAUUUGUUCAUCACAAGGCGCGAGCAACACCCUACCCACAAUGCGCCGCGAAGAGAUUCCCGGUCCCGGAUGAAAACGUGCCCUGGGAA